UCCCCUCAGCCAGGGCUGGAGGUCGUGGGAUUUUGGCACCUCCCGGUCUCACCUGGCUGGCAGCUGACUCACCACGGCCCCAGCAGGGUCCUGGGACAGGUUUGGCCAGGAUUGGGAGCGCUGGAUGGGGACAGCAGGGCCUGACCUUGGCUGGUGGCAGCCAGAGCCUUCCCAGGGCCCUGGGAAAAGGCACAGCCGGAGGGGCCGGGCUGGGGCCGCCAUCCCAUGGGAUUUAAGCGGCCCCAGGGCGCUGCUGGGGUGUGAGACCGGCUCUCCCCGCUGACCAUGAGGCUCCCCGUGCUCCUGGCUGCCCUGGUGGCAGUGGCCACCUGCACCGAGACCUUCUUCGGGUAGGGGGGCCGGGAUGGGGAGGUGGCACAGGGGAAAGGCUCAGGGGAAAUCCCCGGGAUGGGGGAUGGAUGGGUGGGGUGAGGUUGGACUAAUGGGGCCGGAGCUCAUCCCACACCCCUCAGCACCCCCUGACCCCACAGGCACCAGGUGCUGCGCAUCACCCCCCAGAGCGAUGAGGAGCUGCAGAAGGUGCAGGAGCUGCAGCACCUGGAGCAUCUGCAGGUACUGCGUGUGGAGGUGGAUUUUGGGGACAAACCCCCCAAGCAAAGCAAGGAUGGGGUUGGACGUGGGAUUAUGGGAACCAAGCGGUGAAAAGCGAGACAGGCUGGUGCUGGGGGCGCAUCCCAAGGCAGGGUCUCACCCCUCGUCUCCAUCUCUCCCCAUCCAGCUGGAUUUCUGGGUGGCUCCCCGCCGGCUCGGGCUCCCCGUGGACAUCCGCGUGCCCUUCCGCAGCCUGCAGGCGGUCAAAGCCCACCUGGAGGCCAGCGGGGUCUCCUACUCCGUCAUGAUCGAGGACGUGCAGGCCCUGCUGGCUGAAGAGCAGAUGGAGAUGCUCCGCAGCAGCCGCCAGCGGUCGGUCGACACCAGCACCUUCAACUACGAGACCUACCACACCAUCGAUGAGAUCUACAAUUUCAUGGACAUGCUGGUGGCCGAGAACCCCAACCUGGUGAGCAAGCUGGAGAUCGGCCGCUCGACCGAGAACCGUCCCCUCUACGUGCUCAAGUUCAGCACAGGGGGCACCAACCGCCCGGCCAUCUGGAUCGACACCGGGAUCCACUCCCGCGAGUGGGUGACACAGGCCAGCGGCGUCUGGUUUGCCAAGAAGAUCGUCCAGGAUCACGCCAAUAACGAAGGAGUGGCCUCCAUCCUGGAGACGAUGGACAUCUUCCUGGAGAUUGUCACCAACCCAGACGGCUAUGCCUACACCCACACCACGAACCGCAUGUGGCGCAAGACCAGGUCCAAGCACGCGGGCGCCAUCUGUGUCGGAGUGGACCCCAACCGCAACUGGGACGCAGGUUUUGGAGAUGCCGGAGCCAGCGGAAACUCCUGCUCGGAGACCUACCACGGACCCUACCCCAACUCGGAGCCCGAGGUGAAAUCCAUCGUGGACUUUGUGAAGAGCCACGGCAACAUCAAGGCUUUUGUCUCCAUCCACAGCUACUCCCAGCUCCUGCUCUAUCCUUACGGCUACACCUCGACCCCGGCGCCAGAUGACCAGGAACUGCACGAGAUUUCUGCCAAGGCCGUGGCAGCUCUGUCCUCCCUGUACGGCACCAAGUUCCAGUACGGCAGCAUCAUCACCACCAUCUACAGAGCGAGUGGCUCGACCGUGGACUGGACCUACAACCAGGGCAUCAAAUAUUCCUUCACCUUCGAGCUGCGGGACACGGGGCGCUACGGCUUCCUGCUGCCCGCCAAGCAGAUCGUGCCCACGGCCCAGGAGACCUGGCUGGCGCUGAAGGUCAUCAUGGAGCACGCCCGGGACCACCCCUACUGAGCUGGGAGCAGCUGCAGAGAGGGGAGAAGGCAAUUAGUCAAUAAAUGGA
Messenger RNA from Passer montanus (Eurasian tree sparrow), 1904 nucleotides. RefSeq names its product carboxypeptidase A1-like. Lineage: Eukaryota; Metazoa; Chordata; Aves; Passeriformes; Passeridae. The coding region runs from base 365 to 1855 and encodes 496 amino acids. Gene Ontology annotation, biological process: proteolysis. The record is from RefSeq and is a predicted model, not a curated record. The transcript is spliced from 9 exons. Gene Ontology annotation, molecular function: metallocarboxypeptidase activity; zinc ion binding.